CAGAGUGAGAGUCGAAGUUGCUCUUGCUAAAGCAGCAGCAACUAAAGAAUUUGUAAAGAUGCUGCUCGCCUUGGGACUGCUCACCUGCUUCCUUCCCUUUUUGUACGUGAUAGCUCCAUCUGUCAGGAAGUUCUUUGCUGGUGGUGUUUGUAGAACAAGCGUACAGCUUCCUGGGAAAGUAGUGGUGAUCACCGGCGCCAACACCGGCAUUGGCAAGGAGACGGCCCGAGAGCUUGCUCGCAGAGGAGCUCGAAUAUAUAUUGCCUGCAGAGAUGUACUGAAGGGGGAAUCUGCUGCCAGUGAAAUUCGAGCUGAUACAAAGAACUCCCAGGUGCUGGUGCGGAAACUGGACCUCUCUGAUACCAAGUCCAUCCGAGCCUUUGUGGAGGGCUUUCUGGCAGAGGAAAAGAAGCUCCAUAUCUUGAUCAACAAUGCAGGAGUGAUGAUGUGUCCAUAUUCCAAGACAACAGAUGGUUUUGAAACCCACAUAGGAGUCAACCACCUGGGCCACUUCCUGCUCACCUACUUGCUCCUGGAGCGGCUGAAGGAGUCUUCUCCUGCACGGGUGGUAAACCUGUCUUCAGUGGUGCACCAUGUUGGCAAGAUUCAUUUCCAUGACCUCCAAAGUGAAAAGAGCUAUAGCCCAGGUUUUGCCUAUUGCCACAGCAAGCUGGCCAAUGUGCUGUUCACUCGGGAGCUGGCCAAGAGGCUCCAAGGCACAGGUGUCACCACCUAUGCAGUGCACCCAGGCAUCGUCCGCUCUGAGCUGGUCCGGCAUUCCUUCCUCAUGUGCUUACUCUGGCGGCUCUUCUCCCCGUUCCUCAAGUCAGCACGGGAAGGGGCCCAGACCAGCCUGCACUGUGCCCUGGCUGAGGGCCUGGAGCCCCUGAGUGGCAAGUACUUCAGUGACUGCAAGAGGACCUGGGUGUCUCCAAGAGCCCGGAAUAACAAAACAGCUGAGCGCCUGUGGAGAGUCAGCUGUGAGCUUCUCGGAAUCCAGUGGGAGUAGAACUGGUGAACAAACCACAGCUUUCUGGGGCCCAGUCCAUGCCACUGAGAAAGGGGACCAAGGAGAAGGCCAACCCCAAAGGAUUGACUCCCUGGCUGGCUGCUAUUGCAAAUCCUACCUUGCUCUGAUUCUCCCAAUACUUCUGGAGGAAAUUUUUGCACAUCCAAUGCUCCCUCGAGGUUGGCUCAUGGCACAAGAUGCUCGCACAUUCACAAUAUUCUUCUCUAAGACUUGCAGUGCUGGUCACCUCUAGGGUUUACAAAGACAGGACUGAUCCCAAAUUGGGUGUAGAGGGAACAGAAGGGCCUGGGAAAAUGGGUCGAUUUCCUCCCCAACACAGAAAUGGCAGUUUGUUCCGAUGAGGUGACCAGAGCAUCAGUGCUAGGUGUUUCUAGGGAUUCUGGACUCCAGCUGGGAGUCUGAUCUCUUUCCUCAUUGGAAUACUCCUCACUGUCUCAGGGUAAUGUUGACUAACCUGUUCCUUCCACGAGGCAUCCUGUAGCCACUGUGUAAAGCUGCAUCUCCCGUAUUCUUUUUCUAGUUCUUAAAAAAA
Molecule: messenger RNA, 1562 nt
Organism: Sorex araneus (European shrew)
Lineage: Eukaryota; Metazoa; Chordata; Mammalia; Eulipotyphla; Soricidae
Gene: RDH12
Product: retinol dehydrogenase 12
Exons: 7
Coding region: 59-1009 (316 amino acids)
Source: RefSeq, a predicted model, not a curated record